Solea solea (common sole) is the source of this 1012-nucleotide messenger RNA. RefSeq names its product collagen alpha-3(VI) chain-like. The transcript has a single exon. Lineage: Eukaryota; Metazoa; Chordata; Actinopteri; Pleuronectiformes; Soleidae. Bases 157 to 885 code for a protein of 242 amino acids. The record is from RefSeq and is a predicted model, not a curated record.
AUCACCCAUUGUCUCCCUCUUUAUCAUCCACACGAGGGUUGCGGGGUUGCUAGUGCCAAUCCCAUCUAACAUCUACAAUGUUUUUAACAACAUUCAAAUCAACCAGUAGCACCUUGACAAAAAUAUUUUUUACCAGCUUAACUAUAGAAGGGUCGUAUGACCCUUGGGAUAAACAUUUACCGUCAUACUUUGACACAGUUAAAAGUUCAAGAUGAGAAUCUAAUCAUGUCUGAAAUCUUAUGUUUCUUAGUGGAGAAAAAACCAGCUGGGAGGGAUGUUGUGUUCUUGUUGGAUGGAUCUGAGAGUACUAGAACAGGAUUCCCAGCUAUGAAAGACUUUGUGCAAAGAGUAGUAGAGACACUCAGUGUGGAUGACAACAAAGACCGAGUCUCAGUGGUUCAGUACAGCAGAGAUCCAGCCGUCCAGUUCUAUCUGAACACAUACACAACAAAGGGCGAGGUCCUUGACACCGUCAGAGGCUUGAGGCACAAAGGCGGGCGACCCCUCAACACUGGAGCAGCUCUCCAGUACUUGAGAGAUAAUGUCUUCACGGCCUCUGCUGGAAGCAGGCGCCUGGAUGGAGUUCCACAGGUGCUAAUUCUGCUAAGUGGGGGAAGGUCUUUUGACAGUGUCGAUGCCCCAGCCUCUGCUCUCAAACAUCUGGGCGUCUUGACCUUUGCAAUUGGAACCAGGAGCUCUGAAAUGAGAGAACUGCAGAAGAUAGCUCAUGAUUCCAAUCACGCUAUGGCUGUGUCUGAAUUCACUGACCUUCCCACUGUCCAGCAGCAACUUCAGUCCUCCUUGGAGACUGCAGUUAUCGACGUCAGCCCAGAAUCACCGACAGUACUUGGUAUGUUAACUAGCGAGAGCGCUUUCCAACUGUGACUUGUUUCGCCUACACUUAGGGAGAGAAAUAAAGUCUGAGUGUUGAUCAAAUUCUAUGUGUGCAGUAAAGGAGAAGCUUCGGCUUGUUUUUGGCCAUGUGCAAUUGAAGCAGUUAAAAAAAAAGGGA